AUGCCGGCCAUCAAGAAAUCAAAGUCCAGAUCCAAACCUCCCGCGUCCGACCCCAAACAACGCGCCAGACUCCUCCAAGGCGCACUGCACGCCCCCCAACCGCUCACGAUGGAUUCACAAGCGAAGCGAAACAUCGUCAUCGUCGAGCUCUCUCUCCCUCCAGGCGGCGGCAUCAUCGGCUCCACAACAGCCUACUUCCUCACCCGCCACCCGAAAUACAACCCCUCCCUCCACCGCAUCACCAUCCUCGAGGCCUCCUCCGUCGCCGCCGGCGCCUCGGGCAAGGCCGGCGGCCUGCUCGCCCUCUGGGCCUACCCUUCCUCCCUCGUCCCGCUGUCCUACCGCCUGCACAAGGAGCUCGCCGCCGAGCACGGCGGCGACAAGAGGUGGGGCUACCGGCGCGUGGGGUGCGGCAGCUUCGAGGCGCGCGUGACGAAACAGAGGCUCGAAGAGCUGCGCCGGCGCCAGGCCGCCGUCUCCACGAAGACCGAGGUCAACGGCGGCGGUGGCGAGCAGGAUGAAGGGGGAAAGGGCUGGGAGAAGCUCCCCAAAAAGGACGAGAACGCCGAGUCGCUCCUCGAGGAGUCCGUCCUGCCGCGCGACCUCGACUGGAUCGACCGCGAAUCCGUGCACUCGUACGCCGAGAUGGGCUCCCCCGGCGCCACCGAGACGGCGCAGGUGCACCCCUUCCACUUCACGACCUCGAUGGCGGCGCUGGCGCAGGACAAGGGCGUCGAGGUGCGGACCAUGGCGCAGAUGACCAAGAUAAUCCACCACCACCACCCUGCCACAUCCGAAGGGGCUGGUUCGCCACUGCGGAGCGUGGAGUACCUGGACCGCGAGUCGGGCGAGACGAGGACCAUCGACGGCGUCACGGACGUGCUGAUCGCCGCGGGGCCGUGGACGGGACGGCUGGUCCCGGGUUGCAAGGUCACGGGUCUGCGUGCGCACAGCGUCGUCUACGACGCCGACGUGAGCCCUUACGCCGUCUUCACGAGCAUCGAGCUGCCCUCCGACUUCGUGCCGGAGCACCGGGCCAGCAAGGGGCAGAAGAGGAGGCACAAGAGGGUCGUGGACCCCGAGAUCUACGCGCGGCCGUUCGGGGAGGUCUACGCUUGCGGCGAACCGGACAAGAACGUCCCGCUGCCGGACACGGCCGACAAGGUGCAGGUCGACGAGGCCAACUGCGACGACAUCAUAUCCUACAUCGCGACCUUCAGCCCGGCGCUGGCGGCCGCGCCCGUCAAGGCCAAGCAGGCGUGCUACCUGCCGCAGGUCGAUUACGGCCCGCUGGUCGGCCCCACGUCGGUCCCGGGCCUGUGGCUCGCGUCCGGGCACACCUGCUGGGGAAUCCAGAACGGCCCGGCGACGGGGAAGCUGAUGUCCGAGUACAUCUUCGACGGCGAGGCCACGAGCUCCGACAUUUCGGAUCUGGAUCCUAGGAAAUACAAGGUGUAA
Colletotrichum karsti is the source of this 1458-nucleotide messenger RNA. Its product is annotated as putative FAD dependent oxidoreductase. Gene Ontology annotation, molecular function: oxidoreductase activity. Gene Ontology annotation, cellular component: late endosome; cytoplasm. The record is from RefSeq and is a predicted model, not a curated record. Bases 1 to 1458 code for a protein of 485 amino acids. The transcript is spliced from 3 exons. Gene Ontology annotation, biological process: retrograde transport, endosome to Golgi. Lineage: Eukaryota; Fungi; Ascomycota; Sordariomycetes; Glomerellales; Glomerellaceae.